Molecule: messenger RNA, 3142 nt
Organism: Microplitis mediator
Lineage: Eukaryota; Metazoa; Arthropoda; Insecta; Hymenoptera; Braconidae
Gene: metro
Product: MAGUK p55 subfamily member 7
Exons: 9
Coding region: 578-2386 (602 amino acids)
Cellular component (GO): plasma membrane; cell-cell junction
Molecular function (GO): protein binding
Source: RefSeq, a predicted model, not a curated record
AUAAAAUGGCAGAAAUCAGAGUCUAUGCACACACACAGUUGAUCGUAAUUGUUAAAUGUGUGUAAUCAGUGUUAAGAUCAAGUGCCAGAGCUGAAUCAAUAAAUAAAAUGAAAAUUAAACAUGUGAACAAAGUAUUUAAAUGUUAACCUCAAUCAAGAUUUAAAAAAUAGUCUCCCCGUGUCGAGUGACAGCUUACGUAACAAUAAUUAUUUUCGCAAUGAUAAGAGACGCGGGACUUUUGUGUUUCUGCGUGUCUGCUAGUUGGCAACUUAAAUAAUAAUAAUAAUUAUUAUUGUUAUUAUUACAAUAAGAAAAUUCGGAGAAAAGUAAAAUAAGUGUUUAUUCCAAGAAUCAGAAAGCACAGAAUCAGUGACCCGGUUGUAUUACAAAUCAAAUGUUGAAGCCGAGUCUUAUUUACGUUUAAUAUAAAAUUCAAAUUAUUUAUAUCAUAAUUUAAAUUAAAGUCUUUGUAAUUUAUUCUGGCGGCUAUUAAAACACGCAAGAUUUUUUUAGUCCGUCUGAAGGAAUAAUUGACCAGAGCUCCAAUCGAUCCACCUAGUCUUGCUGUAGACGAGCUAUGACAGCAGUCGUCAUGGAAAACGUUAAUUGGAAUCCUGCACUAUCAACACUUCUCAACUCACUUGAGGAAAACAAGACCGAAAUACCCAGUUGUACUGACGAAGAGUUCGGGUUCCUCAGUGAAUUACUGCGAUCAAAGGAACUAAAUGCCCUCGUAAACGUCCACAAAAAAAUCCAAUCAAAUGUCGAGGACGAUAAAUUUUUUCCCGUGUUGUCAAACUCAAUGGACAUCGACGUCGAGAUUCUAGAUAUGCUCGCGUCGAAGACACACGGCUCGGAACUUUGUCGCGAGCUGUUUCAUUUGCUCCAGAAACCUCACAUUCAGGGUCUGCUGUGUACACAUGACGCAGUUGCUCAAAAGGAUUACUACCCCCGGCUGUCGGAAAUUCCCCUAGAAGUCGACGAGGACGAAGAGACAGUCAAGAUCGUCCAGCUGGUCAAGUCAGACGAGCCACUGGGCGGUGACGGCGUUGAACCGAUCGUGGGAGCGACGAUAAAGACCUGCGAGAUAACAGGGAAGAUUGUGAUAGCGCGGAUAAUGCACGGCGGCGCUGCUGAUAGGUCUGGAUUGAUUCACGUCGGAGAUGAAGUAUGCGAAGUAAAUAAUAUCAGUGUUGAAGGUAAGACACCGAAUGACGUGCUCAAGAUUCUUCAGAACUCCGAGGGGACUAUUACGUUUAAAAUAAUUCCCGCUGACAGCAAAGGAGGCAUCAGAGAGAGCAAAGUACGAGUAAGAGCUCAUUUUUCAUACAAAGCAGCAGAUGAUCCUUACAUACCGUGCAAGGAAGCCGGCUUGGACUUCAACAAAGGCGAUGUCCUGCACAUAGUCAGUCAGGACGACGCUUACUGGUGGCAAGCCCGUCGUGAAGGUGACAGAAAUAUGCGGGCUGGAUUAAUUCCCAGCCGCGCGCUUCAGGAGCGACGUAUAAUCCUAGAGCGACAGCAGAAGGAUAAGACUGAUGAUGAAGAAGAUGACUUGAGCUUGUGUUCUGUUCCAGUGCCUUUGCCUACAUUGUGCCCCCGUCCCAGUACCUCUUCAUUACACGCUUCGCCUACAAAGUGCAAUUUACAAGGAAUAAAAACUAAAAAAAUAAUGUAUGACGCUGCAGAGAACGAUGACUUUGAUCGCGAAGAGAUACCGACUUACGAAGAAGUUGCUAAGUUGUAUCCAAGACCUGGACUCUAUCGCCCGGUGGUGCUUAUCGGACCCCCUGGAGUCGGUAGAAAUGAAUUGAAGCGACGGCUCAUGGCCACUGAUCCAGAUAAAUACAAGACUCCAGUUCCAUACACAUCAAGACCACCAAGACCUGGAGAAGUCGACGGCAAAGAGUACUACUUUGUAACCCGGGAACAAAUGGAACAAGACAUCGAGUCGGGAAAGUUUAUCGAGUACGGAGAAUACAAAGGAAAUCUUUACGGCACAAAUGGCGAGAGUGUCAGCUCGCUGAUAAACGCCGGGUUCGUCUGUCUCCUCAGUCCUCAUUACCAGGCACUGAAGAUGCUCCGCACCCCGCAGUCGAAGCCCUACGUCAUCUACAUAAAGCCCCCGCGGUUUGAAAUUUUAAAGGAGACGAGAAAUGAAGCCCGCGCUCGGUCGACUUUCGACGAAUUAAACUCCCGCGGGUUCACCGACGACGAAUUCAAUGAAAUAAUUCACAGCGCAGCACGCAUCGAGUUUCUCUACUCGCAUCUCUUCGACGAGGUGAUUGUCAACGGGGAUCUGGCAAUCGCAUUCGAGCAGCUCGUCACCGCAAUCCACAGGGUCGAGUCUGAGCCGCUCUGGGUACCGGCUUCCUGGGUCCAGUAAAUUUAAAUUUAAAUUUAAAUUUAAAUUGUUAAAGAAGCCGAUUCCGCGGGCAUUUUCCACUAGUUUAGUUUGUUAACAAGUGAAUCACCACCUCCGUCAUCAACACUUGAGUACCUUCGUCAUAAUCUUCCAUUACUUGCUCAUCAUCAAGUCUAAUAAAAGUAUAAAUAAUAAUAAUAAUAAUAAAUAAUAAUAAUACCGCUAGCAUUAUGAUAAAGAUUUAAUAAAAUAUAAAGUUUUGUCAUUAUCCCCAGGAUAAUUCCUCACUGCCAGGAGAAUAAUAUCUCUAAUUAAAUCUUGUGGUGAUCACGAUUAUUAUUCACAUGUUAAUUAAUUAAUAAUUAUAUUAAUUCAACUAUAAAUUAACUGUAAAAAAAAACAAUUGUAUAGAAAUUUAAAUAAUAAUGAUAAUGAUAAUAAUUAAUUCCUUAUUCAUUAAUAAUUAUUAAUUAUGGUAAUUAAAUUUGAGAGAUAAAUAAGCGGUAAUUGUUGUUAAUUGUUGCCAAAUAAUUAUUAUAAAUAAAUAAAUAAAUGAAUUGACGAUACAAUUGAUAAAUAUAAUUAAAUAUAUUAAUAAAUUGUUCAAUUAUAUUUUCCACUCGGCUAUUUUCCACAAUUAAAUUUAUUUAAACUAGAAAUUAAAAUAAAAACGCUGAUAGUUAAUUGUAAUUAUCAUUAAUCAGAGAUUUAAAUUAAUUGUCGUUGGUUAGAUUACUCCGAUGUAUCUUGUCGUUAAUAAAAAAAAUCAUUUUAAAA